This is a messenger RNA of Electrophorus electricus (electric eel), 3057 nucleotides long. RefSeq names its product neurogranin (protein kinase C substrate, RC3) b (gene nrgnb). The record is from RefSeq and is a predicted model, not a curated record. Gene Ontology annotation, biological process: regulation of growth. Gene Ontology annotation, molecular function: calmodulin binding. Lineage: Eukaryota; Metazoa; Chordata; Actinopteri; Gymnotiformes; Gymnotidae.
UUCUUUACAUAUGACGAUUACACUCUUUUUGGCUCCCUCGGUUCUCCGUAGUUUGUAAGUUUAUGACUCGGUUGCAUAGCAACGCUUGACAACAACCUGAAGUUUCUUUCCAGGACGAAACGAAGCAAUCGGGACAUGUCUGUGGCUUUCUCGAACACCACCCUCCGAGUUCCGCCUGGGUUUGGGGACGUGGUGGAGGCGCUCGCCCGGGAGGUGCUGCGGGACCAACCCGACGACAUCCCCGCCUUCGCGGCCAGGCACUUCGCAGCGCUUCUCAAAGAAAGAGAGGAAAGUGGCCUAGAUGCAGCUGAGUGGGGCACUUGUAUAGAAGACAGGUUCCACAAUAAUCACGCUUUCGAGGACACAGCAAACCAAGGAAACUCUAGCUCAGCCAAAGCAGCUGGGAGCCCUGUGAGCGAAGCAAAAGCCGAUCAGGCCAAAUCUUUCAAACAUAAUGGGGGUCAAAUCAACCAGCCGGCUCCAGCCUCUCCCUCCCCUGAAGACCUCGAUGCUACUAAAGACAGCAAGGAGCUGGAAGCACAGCGAAGCAAUGAGUUUAAGAGCAUACGAGAUGAGGAAUCGGGUGAGGCUGAUCCUGAACCCUCCGCUGAUAUUUCCUACAGUGGAAUGGCAGACGUUGACAUAUGUGCUGAGGGGCUGAAAGGUAUAGAAGAGAUCAAAGAGCAAAUGGCAGGGAACACAGACCAAACUGGAGGUGUCAGUGAAGAAAAUGAAACACCUGAAAAAGAUGUCUGUGCCACUGAGCUGGAGCCCACACACCUAUCUUCACAUCUUGAUGUUGCAGAUGUAGAGAGCUGUGCUAAAGAAGAGCAUUAUACCUGGCACGAAGAGGAGCCUGCAUGUGAACAUGCUGAGGACAACAGAAACUUGAUUGAUGUGGCUCGUGCUGGCGUGUUAGACAGCCCAAAGUUUUUCCUAGUGGGAGAACUGCCUGAACCUCAUGAGGUUCGGGGUAGCCAUGAUGAAUUCACUCUGUCUGGCUCCCAGUACCCAGCACAUCCUAAGCAGGACGCUGAUGGAGAAGUAAGUGACAUGUCCGCCAGUGAAAAACCAGUCACCCCUCCAGCUGAACCGGAGGACGAGGAUGAAAUUGAUUACACUUACACGCAUGCUGAGAACACUGUUUCUGAAAUGCCUGAUGAUUUGUUUGAGGAAGGUGGACCAGAAGAUAGCCAUGAUGAGCAGUUCACUUUACAGGAAGCAGAAGGAGGUAUUGAUGAAACGUUUGAUGAGACAAGCACAGAGAGAGUAGUCCUGGGACCUGAAAACCAGGAGUCGCAUGAGGCUUUGCCAGAAACCGAAACCAUGAGUGAGACGUUGUCGACUAUGGGAAAGCUCAGUCUAGAAGACGGUUGGGAUAAUGGCAGUGCUGAACGUGAGAACAUUGUAAAUAUAGCAUCUGAACUUCAGGGGGAAGAGCACAGUGACUGGGAUUGCAUCAGUGGUGGUGAAAUUAUUCAUGACAGAAUUAUGAGCCCUGAGCAUCAGCAAAUUAGCUCUGAGAGAGAUGCACAAGUUGAUGAGAAAAGCGAUAACGAAGAGGCUGAGCCUAGAGACCUGGACACAGACAUUUUUGACACUCGCCUAGGUGCCCCUGUAGAGGAACUGGGAGGGUGCAUACAGGAAAGCACUGAAGACAGGGAAGAAGGAGACGCAAGAGUAUCACAGCAGGUUGAGAUUGAAGAGGAUGGACCUGAGGAUGGAGAAGAUUUGGGCAUGAAUGAGGCUGAGAUGAGGAAUGGAGACCAUUUGUCUGAUGGCAAGUUGGCUGCUCAGGCUGGAGCUGGGCCUUUGUCUCAUGAAGCUGCCGAUGACACAGACACUGAAGAAGACAAGGCAGUUACAGAUCCAGACGAACAGUCUGAAAAGCAAAAGACCACCAACCAAAAGCUUCUACACGAAAGUGAGAAUGAGCAGAGGGACAAUCCAGAAAAGAAGACUGACCUACAGGAGGAGUCCAACCAGCCACAGGAGGAGGAGGACAUCAUGGACAUCCCACUGGACGACCCAGAAGCCAACAAGGCGGCGGCCAAGAUCCAGGCGGGCUUCCGUGGCCACAUGACCCGGAAGAAGUUGAAGCCGGGCGACAAGCCUGGUGAGGAGGUGAGCAGCAGCGGCGGUGAGGCCCUCAACGGCAGCCAGGGCAACACAGGGGGAUCAGACGGAGUAGACACAGAAGACACAUCAGUGCCGGAGCAGUGAGGAUCCAGCGCUGUGGACAGCAGGACAGUGGCCCUGGUCCAGGAUACAUCCCUCUCUUUCUUAUUUUCUCUCUUUUGUUUUGUAUAGAAAAGUGGUAGUCAUAGGCUAAACACUUUAUCUGCCAUAUGGGCUCUCUCUCUCUCCCUCUCUCUCUCUCUCUCACACACACACACACACACACACACACACAGACACACAAUCUUUUCUGCUUAUCAGUCUGGGGUUGUAAUUGCCCAAACCAGCAUGCAUUUGUAUUUCACAGGCAUGCAUUAUGUCCUAUUCCAAAUGUUGGUGUGAAAGUGAGAAGGAAUGCCCUUGCAGUUUGGCUACACACUGCUCCAAUCAGUUAUUUAAGUAACUUUAGACUUGAAAUUAUGCAUUAUGAUUGUCUUUUGUAUUUGAUAUUUGCUCGAACGAUUGCUUCAAUAUCGUAGUCAUAUAGGAUGCUUAAAUCCUUAGGGGGUUUUGGGGGGUUUUGUGCCUGUGUUUAGAAAACAUUCUAAAGGCUGUGUAAUUUAUUGAAAGAUAUAAUGUAUUUAUUGGUAUAAUUAAUCUGUUUUAACUUGUUAUUUGUUUGCUUUGCACCCUUUAAUCUUUUUUUUCUCAGUCUGUAGCUUCAGACAAAGAAACCAGAGCUUCCGAACCUGCAUUUAGCAUGGCUGGGUUUCCUUCCUUCCUUCUUUUGAAAUCAUCACAGUUACUGUAUUUUGAAGAACAUAAGAACUGAUUUGACUAGGAACUGUAAGUUUGCAAGAUUUUAAAGAUUGUAUUGCAUGUACAUGGAGUAGCGACGCACUGUAUCACCAGUAAACCCAAUAAAGGCUCUGAAAUGUA